Closterium sp. Naga37s-1 is the source of this 1302-nucleotide messenger RNA. NCBI's taxonomy places the organism in Eukaryota, Viridiplantae, Streptophyta, Zygnematophyceae, Desmidiales, Closteriaceae. The record is from the annotation of a GenBank genome assembly.
AUGCUCCUUCUCCUUCGCCCGGACCACCUGUCGGUUGACGGUGACGAGAAAUGGAACACGCGGUUCGUUCGCGUUGCUAUCCCCUCUGGUGGUGCGGAACACAUCACCGCGUCGGAGGCGCUUGUAGAGUGCCGCUGGUGUAUCGAACCGCGGAGGCACUCGGGGGGGGGGUCGGUGGUCCACGCUGAUGACGAAGGGGCAGAGGACACCGCGGCUAAGGGUGCACCCCUCGUUGAGGCAGACCGCGAUGCAGAGCGUGAGGGGGAGGAGUCGAGCGAGGAGGAGGCGGAGGCUGGUGUGGUCGCGGCCGCGGCAGCAAGCAAGCCCACGACGUCCGGCAAGAGCAUCAGGCAUCUCGCGCAACACUUGGCCCCCGGUGCUGGAAGCGCGGGCCCGAGCGUGGGCAACGAGGAGCUCGCGUCCGCGCUUUCUAAUGCGAUUCGGGCCUUGGAGAAGGAGGGGAGGGCGAUCGCGCGGGAAAGGGCUGCUCUGGUCGACACGCGUAACCAGGAGGCGCUGGUGCUGGGGCGAGUGGACGCGAGGUUGGGACAGUUGCAGGGGGUGGUGGCAGACUCCAUGGAAACCGCUCAGAAGAAGCUGACGGACGAGGUUGUGCGGAAGAUCGACAACAUGUCGACCGCGAUCUCCACGACAGCAGAGCGGGCAAUCACAAACAGCGGGGUCACGAACGCGCUUCACACGCUCAUCGCGCUCGUUGGUGGAAGCCCGCCGCCGCGCACGGAUGUUGAAGAACCGGCCGCGACGGAGAUUGCCGAGCCCGGGGAUGCAGAGCAUGGAAAGCGGGCAGCGGGUGCGAAGGCGGAGAAUCAGCGGGGGGCGAAGAGGCAGAGAGGUCCCCAGGCAGCGGCCGCGGUGCGCAAUCCGAGCGUGCAGGACAUACUGAAGCAUAAGUGGGGCGCUGCAUCGCGAGGUGCAGCACCGCCUGGUCAACCGGGUUCGAGCUCGCGCUCCAUCCCACCUGCAGAAGCUGCACCCAAACCACCGGCCCCUGCCGGGGCAACCGCGACAAUGACAACUACUGUGGGUAAGGGCAAGGGUAAGGCGGAGGAUGGAGAGGCGCCGGCUGCUGCGGGUUCGCUGGCGACAAUGCCUUCUUCGCCCCAUCAUGAACGAGCCGAACCGGCCCUCGCCCUGAAUGGGGAAGAGAGCAAGGGAGCAGGGAGGAGGGCAGGGAGGAGAGAAGGGAGGAGAGAAGCAGCGACAUAUGCUGAUGGUGGCGGAGGAGGGGGGGCCUCCUUCUUCCGCCCCAUCAUGAAAGAACCGAACCGGCCCUCGCCCUGA